Molecule: messenger RNA, 636 nt
Organism: Ictalurus furcatus (blue catfish)
Lineage: Eukaryota; Metazoa; Chordata; Actinopteri; Siluriformes; Ictaluridae
Gene: atoh1b
Product: atonal bHLH transcription factor 1b
Exons: 2
Coding region: 1-636 (211 amino acids)
Molecular function (GO): protein dimerization activity
Source: RefSeq, a predicted model, not a curated record
AUGGCCGAUGCUGAAGUUUUGACUUGGUCGGAAGCGCACGUGCCAAAACGCCCGCAGGACAUCCCCCAGUCCGAGCGCGCGACGCUGAACCGCAGUGACCCGCGGGGCUGGAUGAGCGCGCACGCGCAUGCACCCGCCGCGGCCCGUCCCGGUCACUACGCAUUACGCGCCUCGCCGGACGUCACUCCGGACACCUCGCCGGACCCUGUCGCCGCCGUUGACCCUAAAGAGCACUCUUUGGGCGCCGCGCACAGGCACCGGCGAGUCGCGGCGAACGCGCGCGAGCGGCGGCGCAUGCACGGCUUGAACCGCGCAUUCGACCGCCUGCGCAGCGUCAUCCCGUCGCUGGAGAACGACAAAAAGCUGUCCAAGUACGACACGCUGCAGAUGGCGCAGAUCUACAUCGCCGAGCUGUCCGAUCUGCUCGAGGGCGUGGCGGCGCGUGGCACUGGGGACUCAUCGCGCGCGCGCCGGUGCUUCCAGACGCCUUGCGCCGGGUACGCUGUGGACGCCACGAUGACGACGACGACGCCAUCCGCCGCUCCGGUGACCGAAGGACACCUUGCGGCGUCCAACGGCAGCGACGGAGAGUCUUCACACUGCAGUGAUGCCGAGGAAGGACACACGGGAACUUAG